Molecule: messenger RNA, 1105 nt
Organism: Paramacrobiotus metropolitanus
Lineage: Eukaryota; Metazoa; Tardigrada; Eutardigrada; Parachela; Macrobiotidae
Product: atrial natriuretic peptide receptor 2-like
Exons: 5
Coding region: 167-1105 (312 amino acids)
Biological process (GO): protein phosphorylation; intracellular signal transduction; cGMP biosynthetic process
Molecular function (GO): protein kinase activity; guanylate cyclase activity; peptide receptor activity
Source: RefSeq, a predicted model, not a curated record
AAAGAAGACCGCGGAAUCGUUUUGUGCGAAUUUUGUCCAAAAGGAUCAGUUCAUCAGCUGACCCGCAGUGGCGAUUCGUUUAUGCUGGAGACAUCGUUCCGACUGUCUAUGCUGGGUGACCUUAUCGAGGGACUAAAUUUUAUUCAUCGUUCAUGGAUUCACUGUCAUGGACGGUUGCGUAGUUCCAAGUACCUCGUUAACGCGCUUUAUGGUCAAAAUAACCGACUAUGCACUGCAAGAUUUAAAUGUUGAAAGCCAUUUGUCAGCGGAAGAGAAAAUCUGGACAGCGCCCGAACUGUUGCGAAUACCUGGAUCUCCUUCUACUAGUGCAAAGCAAACGGCAGAUAUCUACGCCUUUUCUAUUAUACUGAGCGAAUUCUGUUUACUGAGCGAUCCUUACAAAAUUUCCUCGGACUGCAAUAAAUAUGCUGAGAAAGUGAAAGAAGGAAAGGGGCCACUGAAGCGACCAAAUUUGGAGAAAAUCUCAUUUGACGAAGUGAAAGCCGGGGGAAUGCGCAACUUGGCGCAACUGUGUUGGAAAGAAGAUCCAGCGGAUCGGCCCACCAUGGCCGAUGUAGACAAACUCUUCCGGCGAAUCCGCGGAAAAGCUGGCUGUACGAUGGUGGAUGACCUUCUUAAACGUCUGCAAUGUUAUGCGGAUGAACUAGAGCAGAUGAUAGCCGAACGUACUGUGGAACUGCUGACAGAGAAAGGAAAAAUUCAGAAACUCUUAUUUGAAAUACUCCCCAAAUCUGUGGCAUUAAGUUUGAUAGCUGGACAACUCGUACAGCCAGAACAGUUUGAAUCGGUGACAAUCUUAUUCAAUGCCAUCGAAGAUUUUGCGAACAUUGCUUCCAAAUGCUCACCGAUACAUCUGACUGCCAUUAUGCAUUCGCUGUAUUUGACGAUCGACAAUGAAAUCUCCAUGUUUGAUGUGUACAAAGUGGAAACGACGAACGAUGUUUAUUUGUCUUGGUGUGUUGCAGAUUGCCAGUUGUCUACCAAAGCGCAACGGAAGGAAACAUGUGACGGAAAUAGCAUCGUGUGCGCUAACGUUGGAAUGCGGCUCAAAAGGUCAACAUACGAUCCAACGAAGUACAGCUGA